Prorocentrum cordatum is the source of this 805-nucleotide messenger RNA. The record is from the annotation of a GenBank genome assembly. NCBI's taxonomy places the organism in Eukaryota, Dinophyceae, Prorocentrales, Prorocentraceae.
GUGGAGGUGCGUGCCAAGCGGCCACGGCAGACGCAAGAGGUCUACUAUCAAUCGGGCCUGACGUCCUCCCACGACCCAGCGUGGGUGCAGCGACAAUUGGAGGUGCUAGCCCCCAAGCUGCGGUCGCAGCUCGCCACGAAGGUUAACAUGGGCCAGACGCCUAACAUCAAGUUCGUGCCGCAAGCCGCCUCGCAGGAGCUCAAAAGGGAGUACUUGUGGCAGUUCGCCAAGAAGCUGCAGGACGAGGCCCUGACCAGCACGGGGGCGGACAUCUGCCUGGUGAGCGUCUUGCAAAAAUUGUACUGAGGGAUGAGGGAUGACCGCGUACGUGAAGCUCGCGUCCUGGGUCGAAAGCAAACGGUUCGAGGUGCAGGUUGGGGUACGACAAGGAGACCCUUUUACCACUGGUGCUAUUGAACCUGGCGGUGGCGAGCUUAUUUCACGAGGUGGAGGUGGUCUGGCAGGACAAUCAGUGCGGGGCCUUUGUCUAACGCACAUUGUCUUUGCUGACGACACAACGUUACUGGCCACAUCGUGGCCUUCGCUGAAGCGCAUGGUCCAGAUGCUCCGGGAAGCCCUGGCGAAGCGAAGCGCAAGGUGCAGACAAACCGCGUAGGCGGCGUCGUGCGAGGAGACAUCGUCCUGGAUGAAUGUUUCUCUGUCAGCGUGUUGCAUGAAGGCAUGUGCCAAUCUCGAAGUUUUGGGGGCUGCGUUUUCGCUGUCUGACAUCACCGGGGCGGAAAUCGAGCACAGGACAAAUAUCGGUUGGAGGAAGUUCUGGGCGACGAAACCCUUUCAUUUGAAC